GUGUGUUGUAAUUAUCAUACCUCGACACUGUUUCUUUUAUAUACUUUUUGCAUAUACGAUACCGUAACAUUUUGUCUGUCUAUUUUAUCGUGUCCGAGUAUUACCAGUAUUACGUCGAUGGUCUAACUUCGUUUAUUUGUUAAUAACUCGUCGAAUAUUCGGUACCUACCAAUUAAUUUUUAUUUAAUGUCUCCGCCCCUUCACCAAAUGCACUGGCAAGUUUACUGAGACUGUUGGUUGUUUAUUAUUAUUUCGUUUUCAACUUUCCAACCGGUGGUGGCGGGCCGGGGAAAUUUUUUCCGUCGUCCGAAACGACCUCCUGCACAGACUGUGAUUACCAUUUAUCGAUAAAGACCGCAUCGAAAAUUCCGGUGCGUUACCGGACGAAAACGACGAGAUUACGUAAAUAAACGACGGCCAACCCAUCUGUGAUAACACGUCGUGCGUCAGUUCGGUGGUUCUGGUACGUUUUUCGUCGUCGCGAUCGAUUUUCCGCUACCAGACGGCCGGCGGUAGACGUACGCGCAAACUGAAAAUUACCACGAAUUUACCUCGAGAUUGAUCGCCGCAACAGGUACGUUAACUCGAAUUAGUUUUUAGAUUCGAUGGAUGACGCGAAUGAUUAUGUCGUCGAUCAUGGUAUUGUUCAUCCAUCCGACGGGAUGGUUUUGUGCGCGAUCCGGUAAAACCGCGUCCGCAAACGGCGACGGUGCCAGAACUUUAUAGUUUUACGGUAAAGCGUCGACCUUUACGGUAUGCUUUUUUUGUAAAACCGUCACCGUUGGACGGGUAACUGAUUUGCAUUGGCUGUGUGUGUGUGCUGCUAAGGUAUUUAUUCUUUUGUGGUACCUAUCUAGUCACGGUUCUGAUUUUUUUGUCAUAGACUGAUCAGUAGUUAUUUUGUAUUUUUAAAAUAAAAAGUUUAAUAUUGAACAUUGAAAUUUAUUUUUAUUUUAUCGUAACUUACUUUUUACUUAUUAAUUAAAUACAAACCAACUCAAACCAGGUUGAUUUUUGAUUGGUAUAUAUUAUUGCAGUAUUGUACAUUUUUUCUACUUUUAGGCUAUAGUGGCAAUUCAUUUUUUAUUAUAGACUUUGAUGGUCUGUAUAACUUGAAGGGAGGGGCUUUCUUGAUAGGGGAAAAUAAAGUCUUCAUGUUUUAUUAUUAAUAAAAGUGUUUUGGACUGCGAAAGUUAGUAUUCAUAAUGUUAUAUAAAACGGGUAUUACACCACAUAGGUAAAUAUUUUUUUUUUUUCUAGUAAUAAAAUAAUAAUAAUAUUUGGUGUUAUAAAAGUUGCAUACCUAUAAUAAUAGAAGCAAAUAUGGAUAAAAAUGUUAAUACUUAAAUUCCUAGGUAUCUAUAAAAAAAAAUACAAUUAUUUAGCUGUUCCUUAUUUUAGAAAAAACUGUAAUUCAAACAUUUUUUUGGUUUAUGGUUUUUUAUUGAAGAAGUAUUUAUCAAUUUUAUUAUUUAUUAAUUAGACAUUUAAAUAUUCAAUUAAAAUAAAUAACAAAAUUAGUUGUCAUACCUUAUGAUUUUUUAAUGUGCGAAACUAAAUUGUAUAGAACAAUUAUAUAAUUAUGUGUAUUCGACAACAGUAACAGUACCUAUAGGUAUUUUAUUUAGUUUGAAAAUUAAUGGUUUUAGUUUAGGAAUAGAAGUGACAAUUAUUAGUGUUUAACCACAGACUUUUUCCUAAUAGUGGGUAAUUUUAUAACUACCUAUACAUUUUUUAUACCUAUUACUAUGCUAGUUUAUAUGUUUUUUGUAAUAAUUAAGGCAGACAAUUUCAUAUUUUUUUUUUAGAUUAUUAGAAAAUAGUUUAGUGAAUAUAUUAAAACAUUUCUUUUUGAAAAUAUAGUAAACGUUUUUAACUUCAAUUUUGUGAAACAAUUUUAGUUUUAGAUCUCUAAGAUUCUGAGUAAAAACACAUUUAUGUUACCUACCUAUAUUAUCCAUUAGAUAGACAGAGACAGCAAAUGUUAAUGUGGACAUUCUUUUAUCAAACAAUUAGAAUUUACCAUUUUAACACCAAUAAUACUAAAAUGUGUUAAAAAUAAUAUUUAUCUAAUACGUAGUCCCUGUUGAAAUGAAAUGUUCCAUGUCCUAUGGUUUGCUAUAAGAAAAGUCCUUUUUUCCCCGUUUUUGACUAACCCGGAGUAAAUAUUUUAGCAUUAUAAUGGCUUUGUGGUUAUCAAUUGUCGUCAUAUUAUUAUACUGUUUGAAAAAAAAACAAUCCUAGAUACCAGUGCUUUAUGUGAAGGUGUGAAAGCAGGUAUUUAUCCCUUCGAGGACCUUUUUUUUUUUCCUGUUUACUAUAAUAACUAUUUGUUUUCAUAAUAAUAUAAUAUAUUUUCCAAGAAAUGCACCGUACUUAUAUUAUAAGUUAGAUAAUAAAAUAUUUAUAGUAUUCAAUUUAUCUCCUUCAAUAUGUUUUCUAUGGAAGACCAUUGUUAUAAAUUGUUAAUGUGUAUAUGUUACCAUUAUAUCAUUAUCAUUUAUAUUAUUAUUCGCUUCUAUUUAUCGAUGCAUAGCAUUUUAUGUAGUAAUUAAUACUUUAAUAGUUAUAAAAGUGGCUAUGGGAGCUGAAGACCUCUUAGCAUGUAAAUACUAAAUUUUAUUAAUUAUAAUUUAUACUAAAAAUAUAAGUUUAACACAAAAGAAAAAUUAAUUUGUUUAGACCCUCUCCCCUCCCUCUUUGUUUAAUUACAAGGUCAAUGCCUGUACAGUUGUAUACAAAUAUUGUGUUCAUAACAAAGUUUUUUAUAUAAUUUAGAUAGAACAAUAAAUUAUCUGACAAUUAUAUAGAGAUAAAUUAAAAAUUACAGUUGAACGUCAAAUGUAAAAUGUUUACUUUUUGUAUAGUGGUUGAAAAAAUAACAACAAUUGCUCUUUGUUAUUAAUUUUUAACCAUAUAAUACUAUAUGUAACAAAAUUAUGUUGAUUAAUACAAUAUUAUCUACUAAUUAUGAUGCAACUAACAGAAAUGUUAAAUGAACUGUGUUGUCAACUAUUGAACCAGAAAACGGUAAUGUAAUGAAAUAAUGACAAAAUAUCAAAGGUUAUUGUAAACUAUGGGUAAAUUUUGUUUAAUUUUUACUGUAAACAUUCAUGUUAUCGACAUUGCGAUGGUAUUUAAUUUAUUAUAGGAUUCAAAUAUCGACAUGUAUUAACCAUGAAAGCACAAUUAUUUAUCUGUAAAAUUGUUAUCAAUAUCGAUCACGUUCAAUAUGCUAAGAGUAAAAAGUUUUUGUUUUGCAUUUAACAUUACUAAAUAAUGUGAUGAUGAUGAUUCGAGGAAUUUAUUUUUAAAUUUUUUGUGUGAAAACGGCCUCUGCAACCGGUUUUCCCUCAUAGCACUCGCCCGAUCAAUUUUACAUUGGACCAAUGUAAUCAGUUAUCAUUUUAAUUUCACACAAUGUUUUGCGUUUAUAUUUGAUAUCUUACAUUAUAAAUAUGACCUUUUAUUAUAGUAAUCAAAACCUGUUCAGAGUAGAGCGAUUAAUGUACCGUUUUUUUUUUUUUUUUUUGUAUUUUAUUACGCUUUGGAAAUCUGAUCAAUCCAUUAUGGCAUCGAAUCGAGACGUCAUUUUAGACCAGUAGUUUAUUAUACGAUUUCCUUGCAACUUGGUUUGUAAAUUGCCGAGAAGUUUUGGCGAAAUGUACGUACACAGUUUACAGAGGAGAACGUGCAAGCUGCAAAAUAUUAAACAUACACAUAUUGUGAUAUUAAAAAAAAAACAGCUCCCCCAAAAAAAUAUCAAGAAGAAAAGAAAUAAAUAAUUUAAAAAAAAGAAUAAUAAUAAAGGUUUAUGUGAACUUUUUGGAAAUCAGAGAACUAAGAUAAAAUGAUACAGAUAAAUACAUUCCCAAUAAAAGUAUACCUGUAUUAAAUUAUCUAAUUUUGUUUUUUUUUUCACUUAAAGUCAUGUGUAUAAUUAAUUGUUGUUCUUUUAUGUGAUAUUAAUUAUUAUUUUUUUUUAAUUGUCUUCUUGUGUAUUAAUUCAAAAUGAGGAUUAUUUUUUGCUCUACUUGGCCGAGUUCCGCCCUCCCACCCCUUAUAUUGUGAUGAAACGCAUGUGAAACACAUUCAUUCGAUUUUAAUUUGUUGCUAGUCUUGUUGGUUAGUUGGUAAUUUUAGGAUAUUUGUACGUGAUAGUGAAAUCUAGAGGAUAUCUUUAUCCAAUGCCAAAAUGGCCGGUAAAGCGAGCGAAAAAGAAAUUGCGCCUUAAUUCGUUAGCGAAAAGCCCACAAGACCAGACGCGUUUUAGAAGUAGGUGUCGACCUCAUAAUUUUUUUUCAUUUUCUAAUUGGUAUUUGUGUAGCUUGUUAUUUUUCUUAGAUUUUAUAACAUUUGGAAACGAAAAUAUUUUACAGAAAAUGGACGAUAGCAAUAAUAACGAUUACGUAGCACGACGAAGGUCACAAUAACAACCGGGAUGUUUUUCCUAAACUUUCUAAUUUCGAUACAGGUUGUUGAAAAUUAUUUGCCGCACGUAAGAACGAACGGAUGAUAAUACUAAUAUAAAUAUAAUCCGUGACGUAGGUAAUAAUAAUAAAAAUAAUAAAAAAAAAAAAAAAACCUAGCUAUAUGAAUACAGGCGACAUUGUACUAUUGUAUCUACCUGUAGUUAAAUGUAAUUAUAGUUAUAAUUUAGAAAAAAAAAAUAAUUUCCAUCACUAAUUUUGAAUACGAUUAUAACCGCGAUAUUCGUUUCCGUGUGCGGUGUAAUAAAUGCUUGUAAAACGUUUCGGAAGGUAUUGUUAAUUAUUAUUGUAAUAUUAUUCAGGCGUGUGGCCGUGCUCAGUUCGGCGGAUGAUAACCCGGCAAUAUAACCACCUAGGCAAACAAAAUUAAAAUUCGCGCGAUAAAUAUUUAAAGGAACGAAAGAUAAAGUAAAAACGGCAGUGGCACGCGAGGGACCGCAACCGAAAUUAUAUGUUGGUUACGGUCGUGUUUUUAACCAUUAUUUUCAUUUUAAAUUUUUCUAUAAGACGUCUUUAACCGCGGUCGGCUGGUUAUCCCACCCGUUAUGCCGAGUUUACAUGCUGCUGCUGCGUAGUACUUGUCAUUAGUAGUUGUCGCUCGUACUCCUACUAUCUUAACUAUUGUUCACACGUGAUUGCCAUACUUACUAGCGAGCAAGUAGCAGCGAACCAAACGUCGUGAUAGACCGCGGCUUUUUUUUUUUAUAGAAAACUUUUAAACAUUGUGCCAACGUUAUAAUUGAUGCAAGAACUUGAAAACGAAUCAGAAAAAAAAAAAAAAACAAAAAACGAUUACGGACAAGGAAAUGGUUGCUGCCGAGACGCGAUACCCUUGGUAAUUCAGUUGGGAUUUUAAGGGAACUUGUUACCGAAGAUCGACUCGAGUAUAGAUGUUUCGUGGGGAUAACACCCGACCAAUUUGAAUUUCUGUUACAAAAAAUAUCGCAUCUAAUCCAAAGAGAAAACGCAAUUACGAGAACUGCAGUCCCCGCGAGGAUAAAACCGGAAUUGACUUUGUCUUUUUUUAGCUCCGGGUAAUAGAUACAUCGAAAAAUCAACAAAAUACGCACGUGAUCCAGCCGAUACUUGUCACCAAGCACUAACGUCGGACGGUCACACGUUGCGAGUGCGACCGCGAGUAGAGUCGCGUGUGUGUGUGUGUGGCGGGGGGGGGGUGUAACUACUUGUCAUUAGUAAAUAGAAUUGGAUUCUAUUCACUCGCGUUCUCCCGGUUUUACUGUAAUUCCAAGCACUGUUUUUACCGUUUACACGCAAUAUGCGAGCGCGCGUAACAAGUACAAAUGGCGAGUACUACGCACCGUGUAAACUAACACGUCGCGACAGGUCUGGACAAUCGCCCCGCCUGUGCGCAGGCUGCUUCGGUCGAUGAGCGUAUUUCGCGGCAAUUUGUGCGCGUAGACACGUUCGGUUCGUUCGCUCUACUUCUCCGUUACCAAAACCGACAACCUCCGCCCCUACCGCGAGACCGUAACCCCCCCCCCCCGUGUACACCGCCGAAGAAGUCCGCAGAGGAGUCGCGAACUUACUGCGCGUAAUAUGGUCCGGAGUGCGUGCGCGACGACGCGUCCGUGCGUACCGGUAAAUCGCGUUAAUCGCUUUUAUUGUGAACGACACGCGGCGACGGCGUCGUUGCAUUUCGCAAUAAUAUUAAACACUCGAGCGGCGGGGAAUGUCCGCAACGUUAUUAAUUCACUGGAAGCCCUUUGGCCGUUUCGCCGGUAAACGUUCGGAGACAAGGAGUGCGAUUAAAGCAAAUACUAAAUAUUCGAUGAUUACGAUGAAGACGCCGCCGCCGCCGCGUUGUUAUUAUUCUGGGCUCGCGAUUAAUAUUUAUUAUUCCGUUUCUCCGUUGUACCGUGUCGUCCGUGCGUCUUGUUUUCGCGUACUUGCCGAUGUAUACAUAUAUAUAUAUGGGUAAUAAAACUAUUACGUUUUCUUUAGGAAGACAUUUUAUUCCGCCGCUAUUUGUCGUUGAUUUUGUCGGUCCGGCCCUCCGCGGGCUCCGGGUACCUAGUAUUUUAUUUUUACAGUGUAUCGGAAAGGCGCGAUGUUCGGCCCUCGUCACUUUUCGUUUUGCACAUCGUUGUACGAACGACAACCUGCCGGUUCGUUAACAAUAUUAUUAUCGCCGAUGAUUACGGGAUCAUUUGAUGUUUGCAUAACAUUUACAACUAUUUCAAUAACUUGCGAUUUGCCGAUUCGGCGAAUUCUAACUAGGUUAGGUUGUGUUAGAUAUACUCGCGCGCGUUUUUAACCAAUGUCGGUUUUAUUCGUAGGUAUCAUUUUUACAUUCUGACAUCUGCGACAAAUCAGUAACGUAUUGGUUUUACUAUGAUGUGCGUUUUUUGAAUUUUUUUUAGCGUUCUUCUUAACGAAACCGCCAUUUUCGCUGCGACCUUUUCGCCGACUGACCGUUUUGCCGCCAAUUGUUGUUUCGCCGCUAACCUUUUCGCCGACGGACUUAUUUUCUUAAAAGAAAUUAACACAUUUUUUUUUUUUUUUUUUUCAAAAGAGCUGAUAUUGGGGACGCGAAGUUUGGAUUUUGGGAAGGUAUGACACAUAAAGUUAUUUAAUUUAAAUUUGUACGCAACGAUAAAUCAUUACUAACGAAAAACGAUUCGGAGCACAAUUCGGUAAGACAAAUUUGAAAUGCCGUAAUUUGAUCUUAAAACGGCUAUCAAAAAAAAAAAAAAAAAUACUUAAGCAUUCAAUUCAAAUUUAUUUUUUAGAUCACUAAGUAAAACUUAUGAUAAAGUCUGGCGGCGAAUAAGUCCAUUGGCGAAAAAGUUAGCGGCGAAACAAUUGGCGACGAGUUGGUUGUGAUGAAUCGGUCCGUCGGCGAAGUGGUGUCCUAGACCCGUUUUCUUAAUACUUGCGGCAAAUAUGAGAAAAACUGACAAAUUUACUGUAAUAAAAGUUCAUUAUUUUCGAUAUUUUGAUUUUAUACCAAAAAUCUUGUUCCGAGUUUCAAGAAUAGUAUCUUUAAUGAAAGACGAUUUUGUUUAGUUAGUGCUUAAAAUGGUCUUUUUGGUAUUAUUUUUUGUUAAAACUAUCAGUUAAAAAUUAAUGUAGACGCGUGGUCAAAUUUUCAAAUAUUCUGGCGAUAUUUUUUUAGGUGUUUCUAUGGUUUUUACUAGGAUUUUUAUUUGGUUUUUUGUGGAUAAAAUUUUUUGGCCGAAUAGAAAUUAUUAAAACAUUUAAUACGAGGUUAGUAAGAUGUACUUAUUCGUUAAAAAAGUCGAGCGUAAUGUUGGUUUAAGUUUUUGUAAAGAGUGUUGUGUAAGUUUAAAUUUUUGACAAAAAUCGUAAAGAUAACCCGUUUAAGAUUCGUUAAGAUUCGCUCAGAUUUUGUCAGUAAGAUUUGUCGUUGAUUAUUGGUAUAAAUUAAAUAGCUUAAUGUACUUUAAUUUAAUAAAUUUUCAAUUAAAUUAAUUAAAUUGCUCUGAUCCGGCUCCUCGUUCUCCCACCGGGCUGAAAUUUAGAAUAAUCAUCCGUAGGUACAUGGUCAUCCGUAUAUGCAAAAAUCAGAUUUCCAUUAUCAGUACUCACCCUUAAAGGGCCGGGAAACUAUAGUGAAUAUUGAUUUAUUUUUUAUUCAUUAUAGGGACGUAUCCAUGUGUCGUUCUAUGUUAAGUAUUUAGAUUCGGAGACAUUUUUCGACCAGAAAACUUGAUCCAAUCGAUUCAUUUUUUGAUUUUAAAAGCAGUUUUUGAUAAUGAUUUUGAAAGCCCGAAAAAACACGUACAAUAUUAUAACAAACGGACAAAUUUACAUAGUCGAUUCCAUUAUUUUAAACUUUCACGCUUUAUUUUUUCGAUCGGAAGUAUUAUUCCAAUAGAAAAACGACAAGUGACCUUUUUUGUUUCACUUCUAAUCUAGUUGGUGAGUAAGAGAGCCCAAUUUAAUGAUUUUCUGUGUAGGUUUCUCGAUAGUUAGACAAAAUCGGAAAAAACGUAGAAAGACAUGGAAAGUUUAUGGAAAUAUUGGUUUCAUUAUUUUUAAUUUUGUUGUAAUUCAGUUUGAAAAUAUUCGUGGGGGGUUGACAUUUUGACAGAACACUUAUCAUAUUAUAUUUGCCUUAUAUUUUUGCAAUUGUUGAGCUGUUUAUAGGCAUUUUAUGUUUGUUGGCAGGUACUAUGUGGAUAUAAUUGUUUAGCCAAACAGAAAUGUUUAAGAAUUUAACAGGAGUUUAUAUCAUUAUAAGUCGUACUUAGUUGUAAUUUUUUUUUUUUUCAUAAUUUUUAUAAGGUCAAAUUUUGAUGAAAAUCGUAAAUUCAACGGCAUUUCAUAUUAUUUAUAACCGAACUUCGCUAAGAAUCGUUUUCCAUUAGCAAUGGUUUAUUGUUGUUUACAAAUAUAAACUAAAUAACUAAUGCAUCUUACCUUCCCAACUUUCCUCCUAUAACAGUGGCGUAUCUAUCAACAGUAUCUGCUCUUUUAAAUUAUUUUAAUAGAAAUACGCGAAUUUCGAAAUGAAAAACUAGCGGUACAAAUGAAAAAAUAAACUCGUAAAAAUUACUGUUUAUAUUAAAAUAAAAAUAUAAUAGAUACUAUUAAUAUGUAGGUUUUUCUUUUGUUUACAAUGUAUAAAUUAAUUCGGCUAUAAAAAAAAAAAAUUUCACGUGAUAAGUUCUCAUGGCAAACUAAUUAUAUUUGAAAGCAAUAUCGUAUAAUUUAAGAAAUACAAUUCUGAAUGAGUGAUUUUUCUUACAUUUUAUAUGCAACCUUGAAAAUUGUGAAAAUCAGUCGAAAUAAUCAUCUUUUAGAUGGUAUAUCUUAUUAAUACUUUGUAAAUAUAAACUAGGAAAUGUUGGCCGUUUAUGGGCUUCACCAAUUUGGGAUUUUCUGUUGGUAAAUUAAGUCUAUUUAAGAUUUUGAGUGCUAUGUAUUGGUUUUAUUAUAUUUUUUUUUUUUUGUGUGUCUGUGAGUAACUUUUCUACCAGAAAUUUUGAUCAAAUCAAUUAAAAACCACAGAUAUGGUUUUUUUUGUAAGUAAAUUAUUUUUUUUAAAUUAAAUUUAAAAAUGUUUGGAUCUAUAGUAAGUUGAAAAAAUAGGGAAAAGCAGUAGGUAUAGGAAAACUGACAAGUUUAUAACGUGCAAUUCCUGCUUGAUUGAUGAGGAAAAUUAUUUAAAAAAAAAAUGUCUCAUCACAUUUAAACAUUUAAAAAAUGAACUAUAAUUUUAUAUUUAAAUCGGUAUUUAUGUAUGAAAUCUUCAACAAAUAAUUUUCUUAGUACAAUGAAUUUUGAACCCUAGUUUUAACAUUAUAUCUAAUGUAAUUAUUGACUGAUUUUACUUGUUUUGAGUAACAUCUGAGUUAUCUAUAAAUUAUAACAAAUAACUAAUGCCUACUUAUUUUCCUAGGUUUAUUUGAAAUUAAAAAUAUAUUUGAAUAGAAUAUUCGACUAUGACACCAUUAUGUUGGUAUCUGUUUUCAAUGUUUGUAUUGGCUAUGUAAUAAUUAUACAUAUGACAAAUUUAUCUGUUUUAUGUACUCAAACAAACGCGAGUAACUUUUUCAAGGUCUUAAAAAUCAGUUAACAUAAUAAAUUUAUUUAAAACCAUUUGUCCAGUAUGAAAUCAUGUUUGUAGCAUGCAUUCAAUAUUAAAAAACAAACUAAACAUACUUUUUAAGAUUAUAGGCAUACACAAUCAACAUAUACAAUUUUAUAUUUAAUUAAGUUUUUUGUGUACUAUUUAUUUAUGUUUUUAAAAUAAUCUGAAUUUGGUUUUAGUUUUUAUUUGUAGGUAAUGUACAAAUUAAUUUUAAUUUGAUAUUAUUUAAAAAAAUUGAUUAAGUUGUUGUUGCAUUAAAAAUUAAUUGGACAUUAAACAAUGAUUAUUGUUCUGUUUAUUUGUGUAGAUUUUUUUUAAAAAGAACUUUAUGGUCAUUUAGUUUUUUUUUUUGAACAAUAAUUGUAUGUAUACACUACACUUUUAAGUGGGUGUUUUUUUAUUAUUGUUUAAAAUAUAGGAAUAUAAUUAAUAAUGAGAGUAAUUUUUAGUUGUUUGAUUUAAAACAAAUAAAAAAUAAACUUUUAAAUAUAUAUUUUUCAUUUUAUUCAAAUUUGUAUUAAGGUAAUAAUAUAAUUUCAUUGUUCACAGGUUGAUGAGUGAUAUAGGAGAGAAUAUCAAGAUGUCAGAAAGUGUACAGGUUGAAACAAUUACAAAAACUAAUAAAAACGCAGAUGAAAGUUCUUCAGGGGCAAAAAAUAACAGUCUUAGGCAUCGUAAAAUACCUUCAGCCGAUUUAAACAAUGUAAAUAUACAUUCAUUGUAGUUCAUUAUGAAUAUUUUUUAAUCUAGGCUUAAUGUUUGACAAUAAUGCUUUUUGGGAUAAAUAAUUGAUAAUUUUAGUUUUGAGUAAUUGAAAAACAUUUACAUAUAAAAAUUUUUGGCUAUCAAUAAAAUUAAUAAAACAGUGAAUUAAAAUAAUAUUAAUAUAUUCAUGGUUUAACGAGAUAAUAUGAGGAAUAGAAAAAAAGAUUACAUGCAUUUUAUAUUAAAAUAAUAUAUAAAAAUAAUGUAAUAUGUUGAAUAACCGUUAUUUUUGGUUUUUAUUUAUGACCUAAUGAAAAUAACAAGUGAAAUAAUAAUGCUUGAUGUUGAAAUAAGAGUUAAAGCUUAUUUUAAAAUAAUUGUUGGUGGGUAAAAACUGUUUUCAAUAUGUUAAUGUACUUUGUUAAUAUUAUAGUUACAAAUACAAACUAACAAGCAAAUAUACAGAAAAAUGUAAACAUCAUCCAAUUUCAUCAUAAAUAGAAGAAAAAUUCUAAUUUACAGGAAAUUUACUAUGAUAUAUGAGUGGUUUUCAACCUUUUAAGAAUCGCGAACACACCUAUUUUUUUUUAUGUAAAAGAACUUCAAAAAUUAUUUAUUAGAACUUGAAUACCAUUUAUAGUAUACAUAUUAUUUAUGGUAUUUGGUGACCCCCAACUAUCACUCGCGGCCCCUAGGUUGAAAACUACUGAUAAAAAGGGUAAUUUACAAACAAAAUUAUGGUCUGUAAAGAAAGUAUAAUUUUAAAAUUGCAUUAAAAAAGAACCUCAAUAUAAAUAUUUUAAAUUAAAAUAUUAUCUACUAGGAAAAGUUUUUAAAAUAAUUGCUCAGAUACUUUAAACAAAAUUGAUAUGAAACUUUUAAUUUACUAUAAAAUAUUAAUCUUGACUAACAUACUGUAUAAUAUAAACAAAAAUGAAAACAUUUUGAAUUGUUUGGACUGUGUUUGUAUAUGCUUUUUUGUGUAUGUUUUUUAGAAGUCUGAUGAGUUAAUAGCAGAGAAAACUGAUUUAUUGUCUGGCCCUUCAAAUGGAAACAAUGAUGUAAGGACAUAAUAUUUUACACGUACUAUCACUGUGUAUAUAUAUUUUUUUUUUCACAGAAAUUUAUUGUUUUCUUUUUAAUUUAUUUUUGACAUGUCUAUUAAUCAUAAUUUGUAAUAAUGACUGGCGUAUAUUAUAAUAUUAUUCGCAGAUGGCAUAUAAUUCGACUAUGGAAACAAACGAAAACAUGGAUAUAGGCAUGAUGGCUCAAGCAGAAUUCCAACAUGUUGCUGCCCAAGCUCGUGAUCUCGGUCGUAAAAUGUGGAAUGUUUGUAAUUUUCAUAAUUUACCUCAAUGGCUUCAAGACAACGAUUUCUUGCACACAGGACACAGACCGCCAUUGAACUCAUUCCAGGCUUGUUUUCAGUCUAUUUUCCGAAUUCAUACUGAAACUGGAAACAUAUGGACACAUUUGUUAGGUGAUUAUUAUACAAAAUAUUAACCACUUGUGUAUGAUCUUACUAAUUUGUUAAACAAUUUAGUAAAUCGUUAAAAUUAGUUAAAUUAAAUUAAUCUUAAUUUUACUAAAUAUUUUAAAAUUAACAAUUUUUUGUUUUGUGUACCAACAGGAUGUAUUGCGUUUUUUGUUAUGACUCUGUACUUUGCAUCUAGACCUGAAGAAGAAUUAUCAUUUCAAGACAAAUUAGUUUUCAUUAUAUAUUUUAUUGGAGCUAUUACUUGCAUGGGUUUUUCAUUUGUAUUUCAUACAGUUCACUGUCAUUCGGAAACUGUUGGAAAACUUUUCAGCAAGUAAGUAAAUCAUUCAAAAUUGUUUGAAUAUAGUAAUUUAAUUAAUUAUAAAUCAAUUAAGAUUGGAUUACUGUGGAAUUGCCAUUUUGAUUAUGGGUUCGUUUGUGCCGUGGCUGUACUAUGGGUUUUACUGUGAGCCAUAUUCGUGGAUACUCUAUCUAAUACUUGUCUGUUCCUUGGGAUUGGUAGCAAUGAUUGUUGCACUAUGGGACAAAUUCAGUGAUCCUGGUCUUAGGCCACUGAGAGCAGGUAUAUUAAUGUUAAAGAUUAAAAAUUAAGUUUUCAUAAAUAUCAUUUCUUUUAUUAUAAUUAUGAAUUAUGUUUGUCAUAUAUUAUUACUUUUUGUCAAUAUUUAUAUUUAAAAUUUAAUUUUAGGGGUGUUUAUGACUUUUGGAUUGAUUGGUGUUGUACCAGCACUUCACUAUGGCGCUGUUGAAGGAUUCUUUUCUAACUUCACAUUGAUUAGUCUUGGUUGGUUGUUGCUUAUGGGAUUUUUGUACAUCUCUGGCGCUUUGUUGUAUGCUUUAAGAGUACCAGAACGAUUUUUCCCUGGAAGAUGUGAUUUACUGGUAAGAGCCCAUAUUUAUAAUAUCAUAGUUAAUUUCUAAGUAAGAUACAAAAAAAAAAAAACAUAAAUUAUCAUUUAUAUAUAUUUUGUAUAUUUUAUUACUUGGGUUAAGGUUAAUUUUUGAUUUGGUAGGGGGUACUUCAAAGUUUGCCAACGCAAUAUUUUGGCUUCACUAUAAUAUACUCAUGCCAAAUAGAUAUAUUAAUUUGUACUAGGCGCUAGUAUUAAUUAUACACAAUUAAAAAAGGUUGAAAAGACAUUUGUCUAUUUUUAUAUCCUUUAUUGAAAUUUGCUUACUAUCUAACAUUGAACUAAUUUAAAUAUUUGAUUUAUAAUCUCCAUACGAUCAAAAAGAGUAAUAAUUAAAUACAAAUUUAGCUGAUCCAAUAUUUUAGUUUAAUUUAAUUUAGGUAUACAUUUCAUUAUUGCUUAAAACCUAUACAAAUAGUAUAUUUUAUAUUUUAUACCUAGGUUUAAUAUUAUUUUUGUCCCAACUUUUGUGUGAACUAUUUGGUUAUAUUGCAUUGAAUAUUUUAUAUUUGAAAAAAAUAUAAACUUGUUUUCUUAUUCAGUAGGUAGUUAGAGUUUUUAAUGGCUAUUAUAUAGUUAGUGUCAAAUUACAUGUCAUAAGAAGCUUUUGUCUAUAUUACUUAUUGCUCAUUAUGAUUAAAUUGGUUUUAAUUGGUGAACCACUAUAAUAUUUUUGCACGAACAACUAGUUAUUUAGUUAGAUUUAUUUAUUACUUGUAUUACUCAAGUAAAUUAAUUUAUUACAUUUAAACAGACAGGUUGUUUUGGGAGUUAGUGGAUAUAUUUUAGUAAAAAAUUUUUUUUUUUCAUAGUUCCAAAGUCACCAAAUAUUCCAUGUGCUCGUUAUAUUGGCAGCAUUUGUCCAUUACCACGGAAUCACACAAAUGGCAGAAUACCGAUUGAGCAAAGGCGAAUGUGAAGUACGGCCUGCUGUGGUUUAGUAUGAGUUUGAUGGUAGGUGUACGGACUGCUUUAUAAAAUUACGCAACUAUUUUUGGUUAUCCAAUUUAAAGGAAAACUAUGUAUUUUUUGUAAGCUGACACUUUAAUGGUUAAAAUUAUAAAAUUUAAGUUCUUAAAACACCAGUUUAAAAUGUAAAACUUAUAUCAAACAAUAUGUUAGAAUGUAAGUUCUAUAGUUUCAUGUUAUAGUCAUAUAUUUUAACUAUGUUUUGUUUACAAAAAAAUUCAUAUAUUUUUACUACAUACGAAAAAUUUUAUAGCAUAUAUUAUGAAAAGUUCAUAGUUUGCAUGUUUAAAUUCUGAGAGAAAUUUGAUAUAUUUGAAAUAAUAUUGUUUUGUACGAAUGUAAUAUAAAUACGCUUAUGUAUACACCUUUCUUGUACGAUUACACUCCUAUGUACAUAAGGUGCAUCACAAAUAUUUGAUGCUUUCUAAAUAAUCAAUUAUUGAUCUUUAGUAUGCAUCUAAUAAUAAUUAGAAUUAUUUUAAAAUCAUUUUUGAUUAAAAUCGUUUUUUUACUAGGGUAAAAAUUGUUGAGAACUAUUUUAUUAUUUUGAGUUUACUAGAAAAAUGUUUUUUUCUCAUGUUAAAAGUUUUUGUAUGUAUACAAUAAGUUUAUUUGAAAAGUUUAAUAUUUUUGAGCGAUAAUAAAAAAUACUAAUUUGCUAUUUCAAAUAAAAAAUGUUUAAAUACAAUUUUUAUUUGAGAUAUGAUCUUUGAAUAAAUUAGAUUUAUAAUUGUGUAAGUUUAAUAUUCUACUUUGGCAUCACAUUUUUUACACCAUUCAUGUAAUAAUAAUAUUGGAUAUUUCAAAGAACUUUUAAAUUGAUAAUAUUAUAUUAUUAAGGGGUUGAUGCUUCUGUCUUCUAAAAAUUAAUCCCAGGUUAAAUGAAAUUACUGAAUUUUCAAAAUCAAUUUUUUUUCUUUUACUGUUAAUGAUUUAUUUAAACACUAUUAAAUAAAAUAUAUUUUUUUUUAAAUUAAAAAUUGUAAUGACAAUUAAAUAAAUAGACUGAAUUUUCUUGUACAUGUACACAGUACAGAAUGAUGAGUUGUUUCAAAGUAAAUCAAAGGAGUAUAAAAGUGUAUUGGAAAAAGAAAAGAAAUUGAAAAAUAUUUGUAAUUUUUUAAAAUCUUAUGGUACUCAACAAAAAAAAAAACUAUGAAUUUUAUCAAAAGGCAAUAAGAUAUAAUAUAUGUUAUUAUAUAUCAUAUAAUGAUUAUUGCAAUAUAUAUUAUUGUGCAUUGCUUUUUAAAUAUUGUAUUUACAAUUAAAUGAAAGCGUGAUAAUUUGAGUUCGGAAGUUUUCAGUAGUUAAUAUAUUAUAUAUCAUUAUAUAUAAAAAAAGUUGAAUUGUAAAGAAAAUCAAUUGUUGUAAGAAUAUUAUUUUGUAGUUUUUUUUUUUUUCUAAGGUGUAUUAUAAGUACUUGCAUAAUAUUUUAUAAUUAUUUUAAAAAUGUAUAAGGACUGCUUUAAUUAUUAAUAAUACAAUUUGAGCAUAUGCCAGGGUCAAGUACCGCCAUUCGAGAGUCGUCCUCCAGACACUUGCAAAAAGAAAACUGUAUCAUUGUUUGGAGAUAUCCAAUUUUUCGAAGUUAUUGUUUUAUUAUGUGUGAUCAGGAGGACAACUUUUGAAAGUUUGUACUUGUGUGUUAAUGCGUAGAUUAUGAGAGAAACAAAAUAACAUAUUUUAUUUUCAUGGGCUUGUUUUUGUAAAUUGUAAUAAUAGUAAUAUUAUUAUUAUUGGGCUGUGUCGUGGAUUUUUCGGGAUUUCAGUAUUACAGCGACCACCAUCAUGAUGUGUUACACUGGUGUUUUAUUGGAGUGCAAAAUGUAAUUGUUGAGUUAUACCACAAGUGUAAUAAUAGUAUAUAUACAUUUUUUUUUUAUACAUAAAUAUUAUCUCUGUGAUAGUAUUUUACGAUUUAUAUUUUAGACUAUAUUAUAUAUAGGAAACAUAUUUUCAGACAUACAUUUUAGUUGAUAUUUCGUUGUGUAUUUUCAUAACAAAAAAUAAAAAUAAAAUACUAAUAACAAUCAUAGAAUAUAAUAUGUAUUAUACACAUAUUGAUAUUUUCAGUACGUACCUAUAUAAAAUACCUAUAUUUAUUACUAUUUUUUUUUUUUUUGCUCAAAUAAAUAGAAAAAAAGAAAACAAAUUAUUGUGUGUAUAUCACCUUUUUCCUUGCCAAAAUUGUCCAUUUAAUGUUUUUCGAUGUUAACGCCAUAUUCUUUGUUAUUUCUUUAUUAUUAGGUUUGUGAAACGAAGACCCAGUU
This is a messenger RNA of Cinara cedri, 16421 nucleotides long. NCBI's taxonomy places the organism in Eukaryota, Metazoa, Arthropoda, Insecta, Hemiptera, Aphididae. The record is from the annotation of a GenBank genome assembly.